Hibiscus syriacus is the source of this 959-nucleotide messenger RNA. RefSeq lists its product as uncharacterized. The record is from RefSeq and is a predicted model, not a curated record. The transcript has a single exon. Bases 184 to 594 code for a protein of 136 amino acids. Lineage: Eukaryota; Viridiplantae; Streptophyta; Magnoliopsida; Malvales; Malvaceae.
UUUCUUUCUUUGAAUGUAUCGCCCAAACCCUAAGUUUCAUUGGUUUCCCUACGAGUUCUCGUUUCGUUAUUCAUGUUUAUCCCCAAAUUUCAUUGAUUUCUCAAUCAUUUCCCAGUUCUCACCCUGCUAAAGCCAUGGGCUAUCAACAGCGUGAUCCCGAAAACCUCAUAUCCCUACGAUAUCAUGAGCAAUUUCUCUGCGUGGUUGGAAAUCCGUCUAUUUUACUUUCGAAUCGCGCCCUGCCUAGUUGACAGUGUGCCGGAUCACCUCACCCUCUGCUACCUCUGCCGUGAAAUUGGUUUCUCCCUCGAAAUCCCGGCUUCUGAUUCCGCUUCGUUUACCCUCCGCCACGACCGUCUCAACCGAGAAUCAUCCAAGGUCACUUAUGUAAGCACGGAUAGCGUUCGCGUCACGGGAGGGUUUGAAUUCGAGGUGCACGAGAAUGGAAAGAUGAUGCCGUGUGGCUCUUUGGAGAGGAUAGAAGGUGAAUGGAGCAUGAAAUGUUAUAUGGCGGCAGCGGUAAUGGAGCCUGGGAAUUCAGUUCUUUUUCAACUAAAAAUGGGGUUUCAGUGCCUGGCAUUGAAGUUUAUAUAGUGGGGGGUGUUCUGCGGGUGUGCCCUUGAUAUUUACCAAGAUUAUACCUGCUCCUUGGAGGAAAAGUGGAUCUAGGCUUAGUUCGACGCUGGAUGCAAAUCCGGAGGAUGAAAAGAUUGACGAAGGGAAUAAUAAAGGUGGAAAUGAAUUGAUUAGACACCGCAAUAAGCAGGUAAAAUUGGCAUUUCAAGUGAGUGAAGUGACUAUAAAUCCAUAAUGAUUUUUGAUUCCAUCAUGUUAAGGGAAUUGUGGCAUCCUGUGAGAAACAUUGAUUGUUUUAGAAAUCUUACAACAAAGAUUUUAUUUAUGGCCUUAGCACAUGAAGAAUGUUAUUGCUCUUAUAAUUAUGCAGAGUUGAAUUGUAA